AUGGAUCAGAAGCUCAGCCGUAAGCCGAUGAUCGAGGAUUUGGCCACGGUUGCUUAUCCAUGGAGGGUCAUGACCAUGGAUCAAUUCCACGCCCUCGACGAAUUACUCGAACUCUCACUACUGAGACGCUGCAGAUGUUCCGUGAUCUAUCGUCUUAUUCAGCUCGACUGGCUUUAUCACGAGCGGUUCCGAAUGCGGACAGGAUGA
Plenodomus lingam JN3 is the source of this 207-nucleotide messenger RNA. NCBI's taxonomy places the organism in Eukaryota, Fungi, Ascomycota, Dothideomycetes, Pleosporales, Leptosphaeriaceae. The record is from RefSeq and is a predicted model, not a curated record.